Messenger RNA from Penaeus chinensis, 1332 nucleotides. RefSeq lists its product as uncharacterized. NCBI's taxonomy places the organism in Eukaryota, Metazoa, Arthropoda, Malacostraca, Decapoda, Penaeidae. The coding region runs from base 60 to 1145 and encodes 361 amino acids. The record is from RefSeq and is a predicted model, not a curated record. The transcript has 10 exons.
ACGGAUCAGAUCACAUAAUAUCUUUUCUUACAUUUGCUGACUGCCCUUAGUCGUCCAUUAUGCAAAUUGCGCUCACCGCUGCGCUUCUGCUUUGUCUCGCGCGCUCUGGCCAUGCGACCCCGAGCAACAGGGACGGAAAAUUUGUCGUCGUGGUGAACCCAAAGGUCUGCGACGGAAAUGGACGGAGCGGCGUCUGUCUCCCUUACUUCUACUGCGGGAAGUACGAGGGGACCGUCGAGGGCAAGUGCACGCUGGGCCUCGGGGAGUGCUGUGUCUACCAGAAGUCGUGCGGUCGUUCCUCCUUCGCUGUGACGACCCACUUCCUCAGCACGGACGCUCAGGCCACCGAGAAGGGCGAGUGUGCGGUGGCACUCACGAAGGCCAAUGACGUCUGCCAGCUGCGCCUGGACCUCAAGACGGCCGAGCUGGCUCCGCCCGACGCCGAGGGAGUGUGUCAAGACCAAUUCCUUCAGGUGGAGGGAGUGAGCGGCGUUUCGCCCAAGAUCUGCGGGACAAAUUCGGGACAGGAAAUUUACCUCGACGUCCGCGCUGAUGACGGGCCCUUCGAAGUCAAGGUGACAAACAACGUAGAUUCUCCGGACUCAGAAUGGGACAUUGAGGUCGAGCAAAUCGGCUGCACUUCGCCGGACUUGGCACCGGCAGGGUGUCUUCAGUACAUCAAAGGCAAGACGGGGGAGAUACAGAGUUUCAAUUACGAAGAUAAGCCAACAGAUGCUAAACAACCCAAUGGAAAUACAGGAACUCGCCACCUGCAGGAGGACUACAGCAUCUGCGUCCGCCAAGAACCGGGCUACUGCAGCAUCAAGUGGGCGGCCGCGGCGGGCGAGACUCACGCCUUCACUCUCACUGGGGAUUUAGUCGGCAUUCCGGGCAUCCUUCCGCCCAUCUUCGGAUCUGCCAUCAACAACUUGUGCCCCUUCACGGACCACCUGGUGAUCGCUGGCGGCACGGCGGUCGCGGGCGGCGCCGAAACCCCCGCCAGCAUUUUCUGCGGAUCUGAGUUCCCGGAAGAAGUCGUCAGCGAUAGUUUCAGGGUGGACGUGGUGACUAAUGACCGGGAGGGCGACGACGGCGACUUCGACAAUCGGGGCUUCCAUCUCGAGUACGAGCAAGUUAAAUGCUGAAAAGUCAAGUGAAAAUAUUCGACGCGCGUCUACUGUAUGCUAUAGAUUUAGUAUGGUAUAAGAAGUUUUUUAUUGUUUGAUUGUUGUUGUUGCUAAUGUUGAUUUUUUUUGUUGUGUUUGGGUUAUGAUUAUUGUUCUCUGUUGUUUAUUUUUGUAAUGGUGAUGCUAAAGAAAUUGAUCAAAAGAU